Molecule: messenger RNA, 4020 nt
Organism: Alosa sapidissima (American shad)
Lineage: Eukaryota; Metazoa; Chordata; Actinopteri; Clupeiformes; Clupeidae
Gene: slc4a4a
Product: solute carrier family 4 member 4a
Exons: 28
Coding region: 184-3534 (1116 amino acids)
Biological process (GO): transmembrane transport; regulation of intracellular pH; bicarbonate transport
Cellular component (GO): plasma membrane; basolateral plasma membrane
Molecular function (GO): solute:inorganic anion antiporter activity; monoatomic anion transmembrane transporter activity; sodium:bicarbonate symporter activity
Source: RefSeq, a predicted model, not a curated record
GAUGGUGCUUUAAAUAUGUAAGAGACUCAUACUGUAACACUUCAACUCGGAGCAAAAUUCACAUGCAGACUCGAAUGAAAUCAUCAGAAAUCAAAAGCAAACGGCGGAACACGUUGUGUUGAGGCGACACCGGUGUCAGCGUGAGGAGUAUUCAAGGAAGCCACCGGGAAUACAACUUUUAUCAUGAGCGGAACCAAACAAACCAAACCAAAGAUGGAGGACGAGGCCGUGCUGGACCGCGGGGCGUCCUUCAUCAAGCACGUCUGCGAUGAUGAGGAAGUCGAAGGUCACCACACCAUCUACAUCGGCGUGCGCGUUCCCAAGAGCUACCGGCGACGGCGACGCCACGGACGCAGGCGGACUGGCCACAAGGACAGGAAGGAGAAGGUGACGGAGACGGCCUCCGACAAGUCGGACACGGAGACCAACGACGAGCCCAGCAACAGCAUCCUCAAACCUCUCAUCUCACCGGCGGCCGAGCGGAUCCGGUUCAUCCUGGGCGAGGAGGACGAUGGCCCGGCGCCCCCGCAGCUUUUCACCGAAUUGGACGAGCUGUUGUCCGUCGAUGGUCAGGAAAUGGAGUGGAAGGAGACGGCCAGGUGGAUCAAGUUUGAGGAAAAGGUGGAGAAGGGGGGCGAGCGCUGGAGCAAACCCCACGUGGCCACGCUCUCCCUGCACAGCCUGUUCGAGCUGCGCACGUGCAUCGAGAAGGGCACCAUCCUGCUGGACCUGGAGGCUAGCACACUGCCCCAGGUGGUGGAGAUGAUCACGGACAGUCAAAUAGAGAACGGUCAGUUGAAGGCUGACCUCAAAGACAAGGUGAUGUACACCUUGUUGAGGAAACACCGUCACCAGACCAAGAAGUCCAACCUUCGCUCACUCGCUGAGAUUGGCAAGACGGUCUCCAGCGCAAGUAGGCUGUUUUCCAACACGGACAAUGCCCGUAGUCCUCUCGAAAACUCUGUGCCUUGUCUCACGGCUCGCACCUCCGAGGAGGAGAUGCCAGUCCAGAGGAGUCCGAGCAUGGGAUGGCUUAGUAGCCCUGCCACCGCACACAGGAAUAUAUCCUCCAGCAGUAUGAAUGACAUCUCUGACAAGCCUGAGAAGGAUCAGCUGAAGAACAAGUUCAUGAAGAAGUUGCCCAGAGACGCAGAGGCCUCCAAUGUGCUGGUGGGGGAGGUGGACUUCCUGGACGCUCCGUUCGUAGCCUUUGUGCGUCUGCAGCAGGCUGUCAUGCUGGGAGCCCUGACUGAAGUCCCUGUCCCCACAAGAUUCUUGUUCAUCCUUCUUGGUCCCAAAGGCAAAGCGAGGUCGUACCAUGAAAUUGGGAGAGCCAUUGCCACUCUCAUGUCUGAUGAGGUCUUCCACGACAUUGCAUACAAAGCCAAGGACAGGCAAGAUCUGUUGGCCGGGAUCGACGAGUUCCUUGAUGAGGUCAUUGUCCUCCCGCCUGGAGAAUGGGACCCUACCAUCAGGAUAGAACCUCCAAAGUCUUUGCCUUCUUCAGACAAAAGGAAGAACAUGUACUCUGGAGGAGACAACAUGCAUAUGAAUGGAGACACGCCCCAUGAAGGGGGUCAUGGUGGAGGGGGCCACGCAGUGGGUGAUGAACUGAAGAGGACUGGAAAGUUUUGCGGUGGCCUUAUACUUGACAUCAAGCGCAAAGCGCCGUUCUUCGCCAGUGACUUCUAUGAUGCGGUGAACAUCCAGUCUCUGUCAGCAAUUUUAUUCAUUUACCUGGGGACUGUGACCAACGCCAUCACGUUCGGCGGUCUGCUGGGGGACGCCACCGAAAACAUGCAGGGCGUGCUGGAGAGCUUCCUGGGCACCGCGGUCUCUGGAGCGGUCUUCUGCCUGCUGGCCGGUCAACCCCUCACCAUCCUCAGUAGUACUGGCCCCGUGCUGGUCUUCGAGAGGCUGCUCUUCAAUUUCAGCAGGGAUAAUGAGUUUGACUAUCUGGAGUUCCGGCUGUGGAUCGGCUUGUGGUCGGCCUUCUUCUGCCUGGUCCUGGUGGCGACGGACGCCAGCUUCCUGGUGCAAUACUUCACCCGCUUCACCGAGGAGGGCUUCUCCUCGCUCAUCAGCUUCAUCUUCAUCUAUGACGCCUUCAAGAAGAUGCUGAAGCUGGCCCACCACUACCCCAUUGACGCCAGCUACAGGAUGGACCUGGUCACUCAGUACGACUGCAUGUGUAUGGCGCCCACUAUAGAUAACAGCUCAGGACUAGUGCCGGAAACAAUGGAUGGAAACGAUCUGUUUUUCUACAACAUCACCGACAUGCCCAUGAACGCCACGUGGUCAUCCCUGACGCGCUCCCAGUGUCUAGAGUACAAGGGUGAGCUGGUGGGCAAGGCGUGCCAAUUUGUGCCGGACAUCACACUCAUGUCCUUCAUCCUCUUCUUCGGCACCUACACCUGCUCCAUGGGGCUCAAGAAAUUCAAGUUCAGCCCCUUCUUCCCCACCACGGUGAGGAAGCUGAUUAGUGACUUUGCCAUCAUCCUGGCCAUCCUGAUCUUCUGUGGUGUGGACGCACUGGUGGGAGUAGGCACGCCCAAGCUCAUUGUGCCUACUGAAUUCAAGCCCACGAGUCCCAACCGUGGCUGGUUCGUGCCUCCAUUCGGGGGCAACCCCUGGUGGGUGUACCUGGCGUCGGCUCUACCUGCCCUUCUCGUUACCAUCCUCCUCUUCAUGGACCAGCAGAUCACCGCCGUCAUCGUCAACCGCAAGGAGCAUAAGCUGAAGAAAGGAGCGGGCUAUCACCUGGACCUGUUCUGGGUGGCCGUACUCAUGAUAGUGUGCUCCUUCAUGGGUCUGCCCUGGUACGUGGCUGCCACUGUUAUCUCCAUCGCCCACAUCGACAGCUUGAAGAUGGAGACGGAGACCUCGGCCCCUGGAGAGCAGCCCAAGUUCCUGGGAGUCAGGGAGCAGCGUGUCACCGGCGUGUGUGUCUUCAUCCUCACUGGCCUCUCCGUUUUGAUGUCCCCUAUCCUCAAGUUCAUCCCCAUGCCUGUGCUGUACGGAGUCUUCCUCUACAUGGGUGUGGCUUCUCUCAACGGAGUACAGUUCAUGGACCGUCUGAAGCUGCUCCUCAUGCCAGCCAAACACCAGCCGGACCUUGUCUACCUGCGUCACGUGCCGCUGCGCAAGGUCCACCUCUUUACCUUCCUCCAGGUGCUCUGCCUGGCUGCCCUCUGGAUCCUUAAGUCCACUGUGGCAGCCAUCAUCUUCCCCGUCAUGAUUCUGGCCCUAGUCGCUGUGAGGAAAGCCAUGGACUAUCUUUUCUUACAACAUGAACUCAGCUUCCUGGACGACGUCAUACCUGAGAAAGACAAGAAGAAGAAGGAGGACGAGAAGAGGAAGAAGAAGAAAAAGAGGGGAAGCAUAGACAGUGAUGUUGAGGAUUCUGACUACCCCUUCAAUGAGAAUGUCCCCAGCAUUAAAAUCCCAAUGGACAUGAUGGAGCAGGAACCCUUCUUAGGUGAUAAAGACAGAGAAAAGUCCACUUCAUUCCUUGAUCGGCACACCUCCUGCUGAGAGGAAAUACUACUACCAGGCCAACUCAAUGUCAAGUCCUGAAAGACUUCCAUUAAAUGUGCCUCAAAUUAGAAUAGACAUGGACCCUGAUGACAACGGAUACUUCUGGAAAAGCAGGGGCUCUGAGACGUCCCUUUAGCCCCUGCCCCCCUGCCCCCCUACCCCCAUGCCAUCAUGGAGACACCCCUGUGUGUGACACUAUGGAUGACGACGGACUCUUUGAGAAAAUCAGGGGCUCGGAGAUGUCCCUUUAGCCCCACAACAUCUACUCCUGCCGUUGUGUAGAUACACCCAUGCCGAUCACCAGUGGACCAAACCUCGCUGACUACCUUUCAGUGAAAACAACAAAUGAACUUGGAAUGAUAUACACUGAUGGAAUAAUGAUGUGCGUGUGUGUGUGUGUGUGUGUGUGUGUGUGUGUGUGUGUGUGUGUGUGUGUGUGUGAGAGAGAGAGAGAGAAAACUUGUCUUUACAUCUCAGAUGUAU